Molecule: messenger RNA, 727 nt
Organism: Naegleria gruberi
Lineage: Eukaryota; Heterolobosea; Eutetramitea; Acrasida; Naegleriidae
Exons: 2
Coding region: 26-727 (233 amino acids)
Source: RefSeq, a predicted model, not a curated record
CUGUUAUCCUCACAGCACAGGAGAGAUGGUCAAUGAAAAACAAACGGAUAAUCAUCACGAUUCCGAAAAAGAUCACAAGCUUAUUUAUCAGCACCAUCAUCACGUAGCAUUUAAUAUUAAUCCUCCUACUGAAGAUGAGAAGAAUAAUCAAGCCAAUUCCACUACAAUAGAUGAUCAUUCAUCAGAGAAUAAUUUAUUACCCAAGAUGUUAUUAUUGCAACACAAUCAUCAUCAUCUUCACCAUCACUUGGAAGAACACAUGAGCACUGAUGCUACUGAUGUUACCUCUACUGAUGAUUUCACAGAGAGUACUGUCAAUGGACAUUCUCAUGAUGAGAGUGCUCAAGAUGUUGCCAUGCACAGGAUUGAACAAGUUGCUGAACGUUUUGCAAAUGUCACAAAAAAGAAGAGUAAGAAGGCUCUUAAAUUACUGACAGAGAGUCCUUUCAAUAUUUUCAAAGAGAUUAUGGAUGAAGAGGAGGAACAAUCCUCUGGUGAGGAAGAUUUGGAAAAUAACAUACCAAAAACUGUUUCUCACUCGAGAACACAAUCCAUAGAAUCACUUCCAAAAGAAGAAAUAAUUGAGGAAAAUGGUGUAACAAUUAAUCAAACUAUUCCGAAUGCUGUUGGUGACAGCAAGGAACAAAACCCUGAAUCGAAGGCAUUGGAUGAAUCCACUCACUUGAAAAUACUUUUCUUUCAAAUUAUGUCUCCAAAGUAUCUUUAG